AUGUCGGAUUAUGUACGUUCUUCAACGGCCAGAAUCGGACGUCAGAAUCAAGUUUAUUCGGAAGUUACAGGAGCUCGGCUGGUAGCAGGAUGUGUGUGUUUGAGCAAGGAUAAAACCCAGGUCCUGAUGGUUCAAUCAUCUGCACACAAGCAGAAAUGGGUUCUGCCCAAAGGUGGAGUUGAAAACGACGAAAAUGACUUUCGAAUCACCGCAAUGCGUGAAACGUGGGAAGAAGCAGGUGCCAUUGGUCAAAUAGUCAAAUCUUUGGGUUCAAUCGAAGAUAUGAGACCACCUAAGGAGUGGAACAAAAACCUGAAAAAUUUCGAACAAGCUUUGAGCGAUUCGGACGUCAACAAACAUCCUCCACGCUCAGAAUUCCAUUUCUACGAAAUGAUAGUGGAUACUCUGGCUGAAGAGUUCCCAGAGAGACACAAGCGAGACCGGAAAUGGUUUAGUUACGAGGACUGCAAGCGGGAACUCUUGAGAGCCAAAAGACCUGAACUUUUGGAGGCUCUUGAUCGUUCGAACAUUGUCAGGAAAUUGAGCUGA
Messenger RNA from Lachancea mirantina, 549 nucleotides. NCBI's taxonomy places the organism in Eukaryota, Fungi, Ascomycota, Saccharomycetes, Saccharomycetales, Saccharomycetaceae. The record is from the annotation of a GenBank genome assembly.